AGAAGCAAAACACGAAGAAAACCGCCGUUUUUCUUCUUCCUUUGUACUGGGACGUUUUUGCGAUUUGGCGAGGAGGACGACCGGUUGGCGAGACGACGCAUCUGCGAUAUUGCGAAGAGGACAGGCUCGUAACGGCGACAAACUCGGAGAAGAGGACAGGUCGCGUGUGUGAGAAGCCAAGUGAAGCACGGGCCUUAGGACUGAGGUAGGAGUGGGUAUAAACUAUAAAUAUCCGACUCUUCAAAGUUCAAACCCAACUCCCUCCUCUCCAUUCCAACGCCUACUAUAAAACCCUCCUCUGUAACGGUACGAAGCUCUCUCUACUCGGAGUUCCUACAAUGGCUGAAUGCGAGAAUGGCGAUCUCCACGAACUUUUGCGAGAGCUUCCUUCCCACGCUGUAAAGGAGUUGUUGUACAUUGGGGUAUGCAGCCAAUGCAUUUUGCGGUUAUUUGGAAUUCGAGGGGAUAUGUACGACUGUAAUCCGUUGUCUCCUUCGAUUUUCAGUUCAGUUUUUGGAGAUCUAUCAGAUUCUGAGAAACAUGUUCAGUCUGGUUUGGAAGAAAAUGAAGACUCCAACAGUUCUCUUAUUUCUAAGGGACCCAAAGUCAAUCAGCUGCUUUGUAGCCUUUGUUUGGGCAUCUUGCAGUUCACUUACCGUGAUGACAAUAAGUUUGUGGUGAGAAAGGACAGUGCUUAUGAAUUUGUUGCCUCAAUUGCGGAAUUGGUAAAGCAAGAUUAUAGUCAAACUGAUGGUUUUUCUCUUGAAGUGUCCAUUCCACCAGUUACCCAAGAAAAUGAUCGUUCUAUAUGGUUUUAUAUUAAAGAAAAAUAUGGAUCUGAGUCGUGGUUUCAAAGGAAAGCACUUAGUGAUUGCAUUUCUGUGAAGGAUGCUUUGAAGGCUUCUAUAACGAAACCACUUGAAAAACUGCUUGAUUGCAAAUCCAAUAUGAGCUCUCUCCGUAUUCGUUUGACAUACAGCCAACUUAAAGCGUCAAUGGCAAUUUUGAAUUUUGUUGAGAAAAGCCAGGCUGACUGCAAAAGAAGAAAAACAGUUAUAAGCACAUGUGGUGGCCUGGAAACUUUUAAUGAUGGUGUCAAAGGUUCUGAUUCUAGUAAUGUUGCAUCAGAUGUAGCAAUCUUAGAGACCUCUCAAGAUAGUCAAAUUUCUGAACACGUUAACAUCUUUCUAGAAAAGUUUUUAAACCAGAUCAGUGAACCCUGCCAAUUUGUGUUCCACUGCAACAGGAUGCCUAUAUACGUUGGUGGGAGAUACCUAAAGUACUCCAGAAAUGUUAGUCAAACACGCUGGAUCAUUGAUGAUGAAAGAAUGGGAGAUGCUUCUGUUGAGGAAUUAAUUGGUAGCCAGAUUCUUCCUGUAUGCCAAGGCGAUAACUACAAGUUUCAUGCUGCUGGCAGAGAGGAUAUUGAUGUUAGGAUGUUGGGUUCAGGUCGUCCUUUCCUGAUUGAGAUUCAAAAUGCACGCCAUGUACCAUGUGUAGAGGAUGUAAAAUCCAUAGAAAAACUUAUUAAUCACUCGGAUAGUAAAUUGGUUGGAGUUAAAAAUCUCAAAACAGUGGAUAGUCAAGUUUGGACCCUAAUGCGUGAGGGAGAGUCAGAGAAGCAGAAGCAAUAUGUUGCAUUAGUGUGGAUUUCUCGACCACUCAAGGAUGAAGACUUUCAGUCUGUAUUUUCAUUUAAGGAGAUGAAGGUUAUGCAAAAGACUCCGAUUAGAGUGCUUCAUCGCCGAAGUCCACUGGAACGUGAAAAGAUAAUACAUUGGAUGAAAAUGGAGAAGGUUGUUGGAAGUUCUCAAUAUUUUCUUUUGCAUCUAUGCACCCAGGCUGGCACAUAUAUUAAGGAAUUUGUCCAUGGAGAUCUUGGGCGUACCCAUCCCAGCAUUGGAUCAAUCCUUGGUUGUCGAGCAGAGAUACUACAACUUGAUGUUACAGAUGUGAAAAUGGAUUGCUUUCUUGAUGACCAAUGUUAGCUCUCAGUUACCAUCAUUAUGAUGAUUGGUUCCUUUUGCUGUUGGAUUACUUUCUCAAUUUUGAUGAGUUUAACUGCAUAGGUUGGCAGUAUUUUUUAAGUUGCUGCAGAAAUUAGUGAUUUUAUUUGGACAAUUGCACACAGUUAUUAGUUUCACAAUAAUAACAAGAAGCUCGUAAUUCUUAA
Molecule: messenger RNA, 2173 nt
Organism: Humulus lupulus (European hop)
Lineage: Eukaryota; Viridiplantae; Streptophyta; Magnoliopsida; Rosales; Cannabaceae
Exons: 15
Coding region: 339-1988 (549 amino acids)
Biological process (GO): tRNA pseudouridine synthesis
Molecular function (GO): RNA binding; pseudouridine synthase activity
Source: RefSeq, a predicted model, not a curated record